ACGAAACCCUUGUUUGGGAAUUCCUUUCUUCUCUUCUUUUUUUCCCCCAAAACUAUCAUUCUUUUCACUGUUAGAAUUUCGCGGGAUUGCCUGAUUUUGAGCGAAUUCCUACGAGCCACUAAGGGUUUGUGGCGAAAGAUCAAACUUUUUUUUAUGGAUCCCAAAUACGCAGGAGAAACCUUGAAGCAUCUGGAGAAAGAAAGUGAACUACUCUUGAAUGCCCAUAAAUCAAUGUCAGAUGAAUUGCACAGACUUCAGGUCGAGGAAGAAAUGCUGAUGCGCAAGUUCUAUGAACUUAUGUCUGCUCAUGGUCUAAAUAAGAAGAAAGGUUUCAACGAUAAUGCUGAUGAAAGGCAGAAUGGCCUGCAAGGAGCAGCGACUGACGUGACUAAUGGUGCUCUGAUGAAAGGCAAAACGGCCUGGAAGGAGCUAUCAUCAAUAUGACGAAUGGUGAUCACUAAUGUAUAGGUGAGUUAGAUAGAGAUCUGAUUCCUUAGUUAUCUGUAUAGAAAUCCGUUGAUAGCAUUCUAUAAUUACAGUAUGUCAUUUGGGUGGUCAACUCCAUUGUGGCCCAUCUUGAUUUUAACCUCUUCACUACUACGCAUGUGUUUUCUUUUCUGUUUGCCAUUUUUUUUUUGCUUGCGUUCAUCCAGAUGCUUUUUGAUCGCUUCUCACAUAGAUCUCUCAGCUCCAUAGAAAGUAAUAUCUGCUAUAUAGUAUAGAUAAUACAAGCUGUUGGUGGGAGGUAACAAGUACCCGGUGGAAUAAUCGAGAUGCGCGCAAGCUGGCUCAGACACUACCAUCAUCAACACAAGAUAAUACAAGCCGGUUCCCCUGUUUUCAGACAACUUACUGUAAAACCAAGUCCCACAUUGGAUAAAAGGGAGGGCGUGGAUAGCUUAUAAGUGUUGCGCAACCUUUCACCUCAUGAGCUGGCUACUGGGGUUGAAGUUAAGCGGGUUCGUGACAAAGUGGGCUUAGAGCUAGCCUUGCUUCGUUCGGAGCCAGUGUUGUGGUUGAGUUGGGCGGUCGGACGACAAUGUCAGUCUUGGUGGGAGGGUGUAAAGCCCAGUCCCACAUUGAACAAGAAAGGAAGGCUUGGACAGCUUAUAAGCGGUCUUCAAUCCUUUAUCUCAUGAGCUAACUUUUAUGGUAAAGGUAAGGUCGAGGUUAUGAGAUUAUGCUUAAAUAUUGUGCACUAUGGAGUUCGUGCUAAUAAGUUGAAGGGAGUUUAGACCUCAAACCACUCGCCUUCCCCACAAAGGGGAGAAAUUUGAAUGGUGAAGCUGUGAAGGAGCUAUCAUGACCAUGAUGAAUGGCCUGGAAGGAGCUGUCAUCAACAUGAUGAAUGGUGAUCAGUAAUGUAGAGGUGAGUUAAAUAUUCAAUUCCUAAGUUAUCUGGAUAGAAUUCCAUUGUUAACAUUCUACUCACAGGUAUGUCAUUUGCCAGGGUCAACUUCAUCCUUGUGGCCCAUCUUGAUUUUCCCCCCUUCAUUCAUGUGUUCUCUUUUUUGUUUGGCAAUUUCUUUUAGGCUUGCAAUCUUCCAGAUGGUUUUUGAUUGCUUCUCACAUAGAGUUUUGAGCUUCUUACGAAGCAAUAACUGCUAUGUGCUUUUUAAUAGCAUAGAUGAUACAAGUAUGUCUACAUCUGUCUUCAGCCAUUACCCAUGUCUCUAUCUAGUUUUGUACAAUCGUAGUACUUUCAUCAGCUUAUUGUAACGCCUAGUCCCAGAUCGGACAAGGGAGGCCAUGCAAUCCUAUAAGCAAGCAAUCUACAAUCUUUCAACUCAUGAGUUAAUGUUUGGGGUCAAAAUUUGGCAGGUUUGUGACAGAGUGGUAUCAGAGCCUACCUUGCCUGCUUUCAAGCUAGUGUGACAGUCGAGUUGGGCGGCCCGAUGCCAAUGAGAGAUUUGCCGGUUUGCAUGGGUGAGGGUGUAAUGCUUAGUCUUAUUCUUAAAUCAUACAUGAAAGUAAAACUCGUACUACUUAUAAGGCGUUUGCAAUCUUUCAUCUCAUGAACUAGCUUCUUGGGGUCGAAGUUAUGCAAGUUCGUGGCAUUAUGCUUA
Molecule: messenger RNA, 2066 nt
Organism: Nicotiana attenuata
Lineage: Eukaryota; Viridiplantae; Streptophyta; Magnoliopsida; Solanales; Solanaceae
Exons: 4
Coding region: 154-444 (96 amino acids)
Source: RefSeq, a predicted model, not a curated record